Messenger RNA from Rotaria sordida, 963 nucleotides. Lineage: Eukaryota; Metazoa; Rotifera; Eurotatoria; Philodinida; Philodinidae. The record is from the annotation of a GenBank genome assembly.
AUGGCUACAAUUAUACCAAGUCAAGUCGAUAUUUCAAAUGAAGAAUCACUUAGAUUGGUGUUAAAUUUUUUGAAAGCACAUCUUCCGGAAUCACUUCAACUAUGGCAAUUGCUCGAUUAUGUACAACGAGGUUUCAUUACUAAGGAACAUAUAUGGCCACAUAAAUUAUUUGUUGAUAAUCAAGAUCAAAUUCAAUGUGUAGUACUAGUGUAUUCUGUAAUCGGUUUUACAAGUGAUCAUCGUCUAUUAGAUGAGAACAAAGAAACAAGUAAAAAAUAUGUCUUAUUCUAUUCUCAUCUUGAUAAUGAUCAUCUACUUAUGACUCUACUUGAACAAUGUGUUCCAUGGAAUCAAGUAGAUAUAAUUAUGUAUUCAGACAAUGAUUAUCGAUUUUCAACUAUGAUCAAGAAUCUUGUUCGAGAGAAAAAAUUGGGUGAUUUGAAUGUGUAUUCUGCCUCUCAAAUGGAAAUUAAUCGAGAAACGUUGGAAAUGACGGAAGCGAAGAUUAUACAACACAUUCCACCAGACAUCACUAUUCGACGUUUAUCAGUAGCCGAUGCAUCAUUUGUCAACGAUCAUUGGGAAUAUAAGUCGAUGUUUUCGCUCGAUCUAAUUCAAUACGAAAUCGAACAUUUACCAGCGUUUGGUGCAUAUCAUAAUGAACAGUUAGUGAGUUGGUGUUUGACAAAGUUCGAUGGUUCUUUUGGAAUCAUGUUUACACUACCUGAAUUUCGUCGACUUGUUGAUGUUGGUCUUUUACAGAUUCAUAAAGCUUUAGAUUAUAUUGGUUCAUUGGCUAAACCAUUGAUAAUAUCAAAAAUCCGAUUAGAUAUAAUAAGUGGACAAGGAACAAGAACUUAUUUUAAAGAAUUUAAUCAAGUUCAAACUAGCUCUGAGGAUGUGGAUCCAUUAUUUGGUGCUGUUUACUCGGAAGAGGUCGAUCAAGCCUCAAAUAUGCUCUAG